This is a messenger RNA of Cucumis melo (muskmelon), 1951 nucleotides long. Its product is annotated as protein DJ-1 homolog C. The record is from RefSeq and is a predicted model, not a curated record. NCBI's taxonomy places the organism in Eukaryota, Viridiplantae, Streptophyta, Magnoliopsida, Cucurbitales, Cucurbitaceae. Gene Ontology annotation, molecular function: protein deglycase activity. Gene Ontology annotation, cellular component: nucleus; cytosol. The coding region runs from base 1 to 1425 and encodes 474 amino acids. The transcript has 8 exons. Gene Ontology annotation, biological process: guanine deglycation, glyoxal removal; protein deglycation, glyoxal removal.
AUGGGGAUUGGAUGCAGAGUUUCAAUGGCGAAUUACUUCGUCCCAAGUGCUCAACCCAAGUUCUCUCCCAAGGUUGUACCUGCCGCCGCCAUCACUGUUUCCACUCCUUUGUUUACUCCAAUUCCAUUGCAACAAGGAAUAACAGUUCCCAGAAAACUCUCUGCUAAAGCCACGAAAGGCGCCCUCUCACCAACUUCACCGCCAAUACUCUCAACCUCUGUUUCGAUGGCUACGAGUACAAUAGCUCCGUCUGAGCCUCUCAAGAAGGUUCUGGUUCCUAUUGGCUUUGGAACUGAGGAAAUGGAAGCUGUUAUUAUAAUCGAUGUAUUGCGUCGAGCUGGGGCUGCUGUAACUGUGGCGUCCGUUGAAUCAGAGCUUGAAAUUGAAACUUCUGGGGGUGUGAAAUUGGUUGCUGAUACCCUAAUCAGUUCAUGCUCCAAUGAAGUUUUCGACCUUGUAGCUUUGCCUGGAGGGAUGCCUGGCUCUGUAAGAUUACGAGAUUGUGAAAUCCUGCGAAAAAUUACCAGCAGACAAGCUGAGGAAAAGAGGCUGUAUGGAGCUAUAUGUGCUGCUCCAGCGGUCACCCUUCUGCCGUGGGGUCUUUUAAGAAGAAAACAGACUACGUGUCACCCUGCAUUCACUGACAAGCUCCCAACAUUUUGGGCUGUUCAAUCAAGUAUUCAAGUGUCAGGAGAGCUCACAACAAGCCGUGGCCCCGGAACUACUUUUGGGUUUGCCUUAGCUUUAGUUGAGCAGCUGUAUGGAGAGACAGUUGCUAAGGAUGUUGGAGAACUAUUGCUGAUGGAUUCGGAGAGUGACUGUCCUCGAAAGGAAGAAUUCAACAAAGUUGACUGGUCUGUUGAUCAAACUCCUCGUGUUCUUAUCCCAAUUGCAAAUGGCUCUCAAGGGAUUGAAUUAGUAACCAUUGCAGAUAUUUUGCGGCGUGCUAAGGUGGAUGUAGUGAUCGCUUCAGUUGAAAAGUCCCUCCAGAUUUUGACAUCAACAAGAACAAAAGUUGUUGCUGACAAGUUGAUUAAAGAAGCUGUAGAAUCAACAUAUGAUCUAAUUAUUCUUCCGGGGGGAGCUGCAGCAGAUGAACGGUUGAACAAAUCCCGGAUCCUUAAAAAGAUGCUCAAAGAGCAAGAUUCUGCCCAAAGGAUAUACGGUGCAGUUUGCUCUUCACCUGCAGUCCUGUUCAAACAGGGUCUACUGAAGGACAAGAGAGCAGUUGCUCAUCCAUCUCUGGAAACUGAGUCAACUAAAGUAGAUACGGCAAAAGUAAUUAUCGAUGGGAAAUUGAUAACGAGCAAGGGGUUUUCCAAUGUAAUAGAUUUUGCAUUGGCUGUUGUAAGCAAGCUUUUUGGCCAUGCAAGAGCAAGAAGUGUCGCAGAAGGUUUAGUUUUUGAGUAUCCCCGAGUGGGAUGAUGCACCGGUCCCAAGUCCUUAUGCAUUGAUUUUUGAGUAAUGGAUAGUGCUCGACACAGUUAACACUGCCUUCGCCUGCACCUUUUCCAACUAAUCAAAGAAACGAUCUUAGAGAGGAGCAUAUCCAACUGUCUUAUUCUCUGGAAAAUAUCUUUUAGAAAGUGGUUGGUGAUCGCUGUGAUUGUGAGCUGCAGCACUUCAAGCAUUGUGCAGUUUGAUUUUAUGUUGGCAGAAAGAAAGUAUGAACUCAAGUAGAUGAGUACAUUGACCGAGUUGUGUGUAAAUUUGCAACAUCUACUGCUGGAGGAAAUUUGGAUUGGAGUUGAUUCACGCAGCUGUUUUGACUAGGAAGAUGGGGCACAUACACUUAUAAGUGGAUUGUGUGACGAAGGUUCAUUGUGAAAGCAUGAACCGUAAACUUCUUUCCUUGAGCUCUGUAUGCACAUUAUUCUAGUAACCUACUGGGGUUUCCCCCCAUUUUGAAGUAUUAAGCAGAUAGUUAUGCUGCAGUAAACCUUUGUUUUAA